GCUCCUGAAAGCAGCAGCAGGCUGACUGGCUCUGUGAAGAUGGCGGACUGCAUACGUGUUCCUCUGCUCCUGCUCUUGAUGUGCAUCUUUUUGUUUGUACAUCCGAUUCAAGCUCAAAACAAAGCUAUUUCCAAACUUAUUGCCGGUGUCGAUAAAAUGCAGAACCCAGUUGGAGGUCCGGGGCCCGCGGCGGGGAACCCUGGAGUCGAUGAGAGGAACCAAGGCGCCGGGGCCUCGCUGUCUCGGAGGCGCUCUACCGGCUGGAAGUUGGCUGAGGAGGCGGUGUGCAGAGACGACCUGACCCGGCUUUGCCCCAAACACUCCUGGAACAAUAACCUGGCGGUGUUGGAGUGUCUCCAGGACAGGAAAGAGGACUCUGAAAUCGCUACAGAUUGCAACCAUCUGCUGUGGAACUAUAAGCUGAACCUGACCACAGACCCAAAGUUUGAGUCUGUAGCGGUGGAGGUCUGCAAGACGACCAUCUCUGAGAUUAAAGAAUGUGCCGCGGAGGAGCUGGGGAAAGGUUACCUGGUUUCCUGCCUUGUAGAUCACCGUGGCAACAUCACCGACUACCAGUGCAACCAGUACAUCACCAAGAUGACCACCAUUGUUUUCAGUGACUACCGGCUGAUCUGCGGCUUCAUGGGCAAGUGUCGCGAUGACAUCAACACGCUGAAAUGUGGCAGCAUCAGCACCGGAGAGAAGGACGUCCACUCUCAGGGCGAGGUGAUCGCCUGUUUGGAAAAAGGUUUGGUUCGUGAAGUCGAGGACCAGGCGGGGGCGCACGUCAUCAGGGAGGAAUGUAAAAAGGCCAUCAUGAGAGUCGCCGAGCUCUCCUCCGACGACUUCCACCUGGACCGCUACCUCUACUUCUCCUGCAGAGACGACAGAGAACGCUUCUGUGAAAACACUCUGGCUGGGGAAGGAAGAGUUUACAAAUGCCUCUUCAAUCACAAGUUUGAGGAUUCCAUGUCUGAGAGGUGCCGCGAGGCGCUGACCACCAGACAGAAACUGAUUGCUCAGGACUACAAGGUCAGCUACUCGCUGGCCAAAGCCUGCAAGUCGGACCUGAGGAAGUACCACUGCAACGUGGACACCAGCAUGCCCCGAGCGAGGGAAGCUCGCCUGUCCUACCUUCUGCUGUGUCUGGAGUCAGCCGUCCAUCGAGGUCGUGUGGUCAGCGGCGAGUGUCAGGGUGAGAUGAUGGAUUACAGGCGGAUGCUGAUGGAGGAUUUCUCUCUGAGUCCUGAGAUCGUGCUGCACUGUCGCAGUGAGAUUGAGAGUCACUGCUCCGGUCUGCACCGCAAAGGACGAACGCUGCACUGCCUAAUGAGGGUCGGCCGAGGAGACAUGGGCGCCAUCGAUCCCAGCUGUCAGAAGGCGCUGCAAACGUUGAUCCAGGAAGCCGACCCCGGGGCCGACUACCGCAUCGAUCGGGCGCUUAACGAGGCCUGUGAGUCCGUCAUCCAGACCGCAUGCAAACACAUCCGCAGCGGCGACCCCAUGAUCCUGUCGUGUCUCAUGGAACAUCUGUACACUGAGAAGAUGGUGGAGGACUGCGAGCACAGACUGCUGGAGCUGCAGUACUUCAUCGCCAGAGACUGGAAGUUGGAUCCGAUCCUGUACAAGAAAUGUCAGUCCGAUGCAUCCCGACUCUGCCACACUCACGGCUGGAAUGAGACCAGCGAGUUGAUGCCACCUGGUGCCAUUUUCUCAUGCCUGUACCGCCACGCCUACCGCUCUCUGGAGCAGGGACGAAGGCUCUCCCGGGACUGCAAGGUGGAGGUGCAGAGGAUUCUCCACCAGAGGGCGCUGGAUGUGAAGCUGGACCCUGAGCUGCAGAGGCGCUGCAUGACUGACCUGGGAAAGUGGUGCAGCGAGAAAACGGACGCCGGGCAGGAGCUGGAGUGCCUGCAGGACCACCUGGACGACCUGGUUGCUGACUGCAAGGAGGUGGUGGGAAACCUGACCGAGAUGGAGUCAGAGGAUAUUCAGAUUGAGGCGCUGCUGAUGAGAGCUUGUGAUCCCAUCAUUCAGGCCCACUGCCAUGAGGUGGCUGAUAACCAGAUCGACUCUGGUGAUCUGAUGGAGUGUUUGGUUCAGAACAAACACCAGAAGGAGAUGAAUGAGAAGUGUGCCGUGGGAGUGACACACUUCCAGCUGAUUCAAGUUAAAGAUUUCCGUUUUUCCUACAAGUUCAAGACAGCCUGCAAGGAAGACGUCCUCAAACUGUGUCCCAACAUCAAGAAGAAGGUGGAUGUCGUGAUCUGCCUCAGCACCACGGUGAGAAACGACACCCUGCAGGACGCCAAGGAGCAGCGAGUGUCUGUCAAGUGUCGUAAACAGCUGCGGGUGGAGGAGGUGGAGAUGUCAGAGGACAUCCGUCUGGAACCGGAGCUGUACGACUCCUGCAAGACCGACAUCGGCAGGCUGUGUCAGAACGUGGCCUUUGGGAAUGCACAGGUUAUCGAGUGUCUGAAGGAGAACAAGCGUAAGCUGAGUUCGCAAUGCCACCAGAAGGUCUUCAAGCUGCAGGAGGUGGAGAUGGUUGAUUCUGAACUUGACUAUCAGCUGAUGAGAGUCUGCAAGAACAUGAUCAGACGCUUCUGUACAGAGUCAGAUGGGAAGAACGUUCUUCAGUGUUUGAAGCAGAACAAGAACAGCGAGAUGAUGGAUCCCAAAUGCAAGCAGAUGAUAACUAAGCGACAGAUCACCCAGAACACAGACUACAGGCUGAACCCGGUGCUGAGGAAGGCCUGCAAAGCCGACAUCCCGAAGUUCUGUGACUCCAUCCUAAAAAAGGCCAAGGAUGAAACCGAGCUGGAGGGUCAGGUCAUCUCCUGCCUCAAACUUAAAUACGCUGACCAGCGUUUGUCUCCUGACUGCGAGGAUCAGAUCCGGGUCAUCCUGCAGGAGUCGGCGUUGGACUACAGACUGGACCCUCAGCUGCAGAUCCAGUGUGCAGAAGAGAUCUCCAGUCUGUGUACAGAGGAGGCAGCAGCUCAGGAGCAGACAGGACAGGUGGAGGAAUGUCUGAAAAUCAACCUGCUGAAGCUCAAGAAGGAAGGAUGUAAGAAGGAGGUGUUGAACAUGCUGAAGGAGAGUAAGGCGGACAUCUAUGUCGACCCCGUCCUUCACACGGCCUGCGCUCUGGACAUCAAACACCACUGUGCUGCCAUCCCACCUGGCAAAGGACGCCAAAUGUCGUGCCUGAUGGAAGCGCUGCAGGACAAACGUAUCCGUCUGCAGCCCGAGUGCAAGAAGAGACUUCAGGAUCGCAUCGAUAUGUGGAGCUACGCUGCCAAGGUGGCACCUGCUGAGGGACUUGGGGACUUGGCCAUGCAGGUGAUGACAUCGCCGUCCAAGAACUACAUCCUGACCGUGAUCUGUGCCGGUGUGGCGCUGCUCUUCAUGAUGGGGCUGUUCUGCGGCAGGUUCACCAAGCGAGUCACUCAGGAGCUCAAGGACAGAUCCAGGAUGUAGAGCAGCCUGAAGCCUGAGCUUUCCAGUUAUUGUACAUACACUGGCCUCGUUAUUAGAAACAUUGUAAUUUUUUUUUUUUUUUUUUUUUUUUUUUACAUGAACAUCCAUCAGUUCAACAGAAGUUGUGUAGGUUCACCUGAGGCAGUGUCGAGCAGCAGAAUGCAGUUCCGCCAUUGUCAACUUGAUGCCGACUCCAGCAUGAGUCAGUGUUCAAGGUUACCGCAGAAAUAAAAAUGUUUAAAGCUUGUCACAAAAAUCAUUUUGAUCUCUGUAGAUGGUUUCUCCUUCAUAGCUGCACUCUGGGUAAAUUCAUUCGUAGCUCACCUGGUCCGACUUUGUGAAGACUUAAAGUUAGGCGUGAGGGUGCUUUGAGGGUGUGCCGACACUGGUAACUAAUUGGAAUCACUGAGCUCUGGAACGUGUUUCGGGUGUCUUCUCCUUUGAUGAUGAUGAUGAUGAUGAUGAUAAUGAAUAUGACUUUGACGUGCAGGUAAUUCUUCUAACAAACCAUCCAACAGGUCUCUGCUUUAGUAAUCGUGGCAUUGUCUUUAUUUUUUCGCUUGUUACUUGCCACUAAUGACUCUGUUACUGUAAAGUUGUCUCAACAGCAUUUAACAAAGCAUGAGAUAUUGCCAGGUGCAUACCAGUUUUUACCACGAGAUGGGGCAACAAGGCAAGAGAUUAAGAGCAUGUUCUUAGUCUCUUAAGGGAAGGCAGAAACAUUUCAGUACACCCCCUGGAAGAAUUCUGCCCCCUGGUGGUGAAAGUGUUACAAAUGUUACCUUUAACACUAACUCGCAGGUUAUGCACACUCACACAGUUUACAACUCUCCCCUCUCGUCCAGAUACGGUCACUCUGGCUCUGUAAAAGCAUAUACACAGACAUAUAUAGUUUCUGUAGGUUCUGUAGAGGAGGACGGAUUGCUCGGAGGGCGUGUUUGCGACGCUCAGCCUGCAGGUCGAUGCCCGAGGAGGCGUUCAGUCUCAUAUAAACACGUGUGAGCAAACACUAAAUCGAGGGCCUCUCCUCUCCCUGCGUGAGCUGAUCACAUGUGUAUGAUACUGAGUGACGAUAACUUACUGUAAACUACAUGUACCGUUCCCCUUCUAACUGUUGAAGCUUGGCGUGGUGAGCGCUGCCCUCUCUGCUUGUAAAUGAGACGUUCUGCUUCAUUGAAAUGCCUUUUUUCCAUCAGAUUUUGUUUGUUUUUAAAUCGAAGUGUGCCUAACCGCCGUCCCGCUGUACAGGACAUCCCAGACGACCUGUUGCACCCAACAGAGGGUGACGUGUGGCGUAUUUGACCGAUCUUUUUGUAAAACUCUCUUGUUUGUUUGUUUGAAUCCAUUGAGCUCCUGAUUGGUUUGGGGUUUUUUUGUCCACUUUUUUUCUUUUGUUGUUGUUGUACAGAUGAAAAAUUGGACAGUUUGUUAAUGAUAAUAAUAAAGUCUGCAAGGUUUCUA
Messenger RNA from Pundamilia nyererei, 4944 nucleotides. Its product is annotated as Golgi apparatus protein 1. The transcript is spliced from 26 exons. Bases 40 to 3483 code for a protein of 1147 amino acids. The record is from RefSeq and is a predicted model, not a curated record. NCBI's taxonomy places the organism in Eukaryota, Metazoa, Chordata, Actinopteri, Cichliformes, Cichlidae. Gene Ontology annotation, cellular component: Golgi membrane. Gene Ontology annotation, molecular function: fibroblast growth factor binding.